GGGGCGUUUUCGUCAUUUUGUGUGCUCAACAGCUAGUGAGGUUGCUCUCAACCUCCAGGGCUCUCCGCACUCGGUUCCUUCGCCCCGCUCCUCCUCCGCGCCGCCGUCAAGGCUACCACCCGCGCCCUAUCCUUGUAGUCAACGUGCGGCCCUUGCACGACGUUCCCCCUAUGUCUCUGUUCCGCUCCGCCGCCACGCGUUCUUCUCUUGCUGCCGUCGCCGCCGACUGAGCUCUUCCACCGCUGCUUAAUCGCUCAUCUGCCACUGCCGCGGGCCGAGCCACCUCCUCCCUGUUUGAACACCAAAGACAUUGGAUCCAGAAGCAAAAUUCUAUCUCAUAUUAGUGCCUCCUGAACCCCAUUUUACUUAAUGGACCUCUAUGAGCAAUGGAAGGGAAUCUUGCGGAUCCAAAAGUUUCGGCGAAUGGUGUCAUAUGCUGGCUUCUAUGGCUUUGUCACUCUCAUCAGUUAUGCCUUUACAAGCAACACAAAGAGGGCAGGAUUCUCUAAUGCUGACCAGUACUAUGCUGCUUAUCCAGCCAGCAUCGAGCUUUUGACAGAUACUGCAAAGCUGUACAAGGUGGCUCUUGGAAAUUGCUUUGAAGAAGAGGAAUGGGGACCAAUUGAGUUCUCCAUCAUGGCAAAACAUUUUGAGCGCCAGGGAAAACCUCCAUAUGCAUACCAUGCUCAAUACAUGGCGCACCUUCUCUCACAAGGACAACUUGAUGGCAGCGGCUAAGUGCUCAUCGCAUCUGCCUCCAUGAGCCAAGUUUCUGCAUUAUUUUGAAGCUCACGGCGAUGAAUUGCCCCAAGAAAGUAGCAACUCCUUUGUUGAACAAAGCAUACAUACCUAAGAGUUAUUGUCAAAUUUCUUGUUGAUCUUUCAGGCUUAUGCAAUUAUCGUCAUCAGUCAAUUAUAUUA
This is a messenger RNA of Musa acuminata subsp. malaccensis (wild Malaysian banana), 921 nucleotides long. RefSeq lists its product as uncharacterized. The record is from RefSeq and is a predicted model, not a curated record. Lineage: Eukaryota; Viridiplantae; Streptophyta; Magnoliopsida; Zingiberales; Musaceae.